AUGUACGCUCAUAGAGAUCCGUCCGCACCAUACAUUCUCUUUCAACACGGCUUUCCCGACCAGGAAACAACCUGGAAUGACUACCAGAUCCCGGUCUUUUCCCGCCACUACAAUAUUAUCACUCCCACCCUUCGCGGCUUUCCUCCAAGCGAUAUCCCACCAGAUACAUCCGACUACACUGGAACAGCCUAUGCGACCGACAUGCUCGCUAUCCUCAACCAGGAAAAUGUCACAAGCGUGUACCUAAUCGGCCAUGACUUUGGAGGCGGCUUGGUGCAAGGAUUCACACAGGCUUUCCCUGACAAAGUCAAAGCGCUGAUUAUCAUAAACGCGCCGAUAAUGCCCACCUUCCUACCUCUACUUUCCUAUGAUGCCGAAGCACAGGAGUACGCCCGCUACACAAUCCCAUACUACAGCUACGUCCCCGGUCAGCCGAAAAACAUCCCCACUAUUGUUAAAACAAUUCGCGAUCCCGUCUACCGCCGCAAGAUUGCAGACUAUCUCGAUCGCUCGCCUAUUCACGGCAUGCUCAACUUCUAUAAGAACAACUACCCUGGCCCCACGUACGGUCAGGACCUCACUGCUGCCUUGAAUAUAACAAAAGAGACCUGGACCCAGCGCGUUCCCACCAUGGUACUCUGGGGCGAGGAGGAUGAUUACUUCAGCCCUAAGACUAUUGAUGGGCUGCAAGGCUGGUUUCAAUUCGGAGUUAGGCUCGUCACGUUGCCAAAGUCGGGUCAUUGGCCGUUUAGGGAUCAGUGGAAGAGGGCGAACCAGGAAAUAUCUAGCUUUUUGGCCAUUGCUGAUGACGUUGAGAAGGACGUCUUAUAG
Alternaria postmessia is the source of this 831-nucleotide messenger RNA. RefSeq lists its product as uncharacterized. The transcript has a single exon. The record is from RefSeq and is a predicted model, not a curated record. Gene Ontology annotation, molecular function: catalytic activity. Bases 1 to 831 code for a protein of 276 amino acids. NCBI's taxonomy places the organism in Eukaryota, Fungi, Ascomycota, Dothideomycetes, Pleosporales, Pleosporaceae.